AUGAGCAGCAGCAAAGAUAACUACGAAUUCACAUCAGGUUAAAUUAGACCAGAUGCUGACAAAAGCAAAUCCAGUCAGAAUGCUUCUACUUCAAGGCAGGAUAAUUCUCACAAUAUUGUACUCCAGCAGUCUUUUGCAUCUCAAAAAGAGAAUUUAAGUGAUUCUAUGGGAUAAACUCAGCAUAAGCUAUUCGUCGAGAAUUACAUUUUGUGCGACACAAUUGCAUUAAGUCCAUUGAAGGAAAGAUCUUACUAUCAAGAGGGUAACAUAAAUUACGGUUCUUCUCAGUACAACUAGAAGACUACCUUGUCCAAGCAGUAUCACAGAAAUUUAAGCAUUGAAUCCCCUCAGUCAGAGAGGCAUGCUCAAAUGACCGCACAUAAAACUUCUGUCCCAAGUUAAUCUAACAAUAAUUUCUCAAUCAAGAACAAUCUAAUAUUCAGCGCUAAUAGUGCUAAGGUGACACCUAGAGGCAGAUCUAGAGUCGUCUAGAUUCCAAAUGAGAGAAUUUUCAGCUCAGCUCAGAGAACUUACAACAAUAACUUGCAUGACUAAUCUUUAAUGAACGAUGAAGAUCUAAUGUUCAAGAUUGAUCAAGUCUAGGAAAUUAUCCGCCAAGAUCAAAUAUCAGCGAACCAAGAAUUCAAUAUGAAAGUGAUGGACCUAAGAACUUGUCUUAACUAAGUAUCAAUUGAUAGCUAAUCAAUAGAGCUUUAACUCAUAAACAGUAAGAGGCAUGUAAAGUAUUUGCAAAUCCAGAUUGAUUAGUGCAAGCAAGAAUAGCUGUUUAUGUUGAGUCAGCUGGCAGAGGCUAAAAAUUUGCAAUCAGAUCAAUAGUUGGCAAUCGAUGCCUAUAGAGAACAGAUAGAGGCCAAAGAUUCAAUGAUUGAAGAAUUUUAGGAGAUGUUUAAGGAGUUUGAAUAUUAGAUAUUAAUCAUUGAGGGUAAAACAAAGGUCGCAGAGGAUUAGAACAAGAGAUAGGAUUAGAAUUAUUAAAAGUAAAUUCAGUAAUUAGAGAUGAAGUUAGCACUAUAGGAUGAGAAGCAUUUUUAAGAACUUAAAGCUUUGCAAAAAGAGAAUAAAGAACUAAAGGUUAAAUAGAAUCAAGAGUCAAAAAACCAAAGAUUACCUUUAAACUUUAAGCCAACAACUUAAAUUAGUAACUUGGAUGCUUCAGGUGUCAAUGAUUUAAGGUAGUUGCUAAAAGAUAAAGACUUUGAAAUUGAGAACUUGAAGAGAAUAAUUGAUAGCCUUCAGAGGUCUUCAAGAAAUGGAGGGCCUUUGAACAGUUCUCAGAUUGACUUGGAUUCUAGCAGAUUAGUUAUAUCUAGUCUUAACUCAAUUCAAGCGACAAACCAAUCAAUCAUUACUAAUAAUAUAUUUAAUAACAGUAGAGAUUUCACCUCCAAUUAACAGUAGAAUUAAGAACUCAGAGGCAAGCUGUAGUAAAAGGAGUUGGAACUGAGUAUGGUCUAGUAAGUUAACAGAACCACUCUAGACGAGCUGAAAAGGCAAAAUUAAGAGCUAAAAGAUUCAUUACUCAGAAAAAAUAUCUCUCUUAAUGAAAAAGAAUUGUAAAUAAAAAAUUUCAAAUUUAAUGUGACGAUCGGACUUAUCGUUUGCUUCUUCGGGAUGCUGUGGGGUUCGAACCCACGCCCUUUCGGACUAGCGCCUAAAGCUAGCGCCUUGGACCACUCGGCCAAGCUACCUUUCUUGAGAACCUAUCUAAUUCCAUUCCUUAUAAAUGAGUCUCAUUUUAGUAUCUUUACUUCUUGCGGAUAAUUCAAUGAAUCUGCCUAGGAGUUUGAUUGA
Messenger RNA from Stylonychia lemnae, 1812 nucleotides. The record is from the annotation of a GenBank genome assembly. Lineage: Eukaryota; Ciliophora; Spirotrichea; Sporadotrichida; Oxytrichidae.